CAGGUUCUGAUAUUCUGGAGUCGAUUCUCCGUACGAAUGGAUAUGUCGCGUCCGAACGUUUCUCGACGCAGCUCGCUCGGUGACCGGCAAAGGCUUCACCCAAAUAUCACCACUCUCAAGAUGGACCCUUUCUUGGUUUACGCGGACAAUGACCGUGUACCAUCCCCGACCAACUCCUUUUCAAACUACUCGUGUACCCGGGUCUACAAAUCUAUGCAGUGGUCACUUUCUUCCACUUCGCGCCCGCUCUGGAGACAGUUACAUUGAUCAGAGAGAAGUUGUGAUUCCAGCAAUUGAUAAUCAAAGAUAUCAUAGAUAAGUGCUUCACUGCCUCACUUCGUGUCGAAACAAUUACUCCACGUCCAAUAAUAACGAUGCACUUUUUGUUACUAUGACGACAUUGGAGCUGCUAUUUUGGUAUGUGAACAUCACUGUCUUUGACUAUUGCCACUAAGCUACAGCCUGUGCUUCGUGCUUGCCAUCCUAGAAGGUGUUAUUUUGUCUGACUGGCUGUACCAUAACACCG
Molecule: messenger RNA, 526 nt
Organism: Marchantia polymorpha subsp. ruderalis
Lineage: Eukaryota; Viridiplantae; Streptophyta; Marchantiopsida; Marchantiales; Marchantiaceae
Source: the annotation of a GenBank genome assembly